Chenopodium quinoa (quinoa) is the source of this 930-nucleotide messenger RNA. RefSeq lists its product as uncharacterized. Bases 1 to 930 code for a protein of 309 amino acids. The transcript has a single exon. NCBI's taxonomy places the organism in Eukaryota, Viridiplantae, Streptophyta, Magnoliopsida, Caryophyllales, Amaranthaceae. Gene Ontology annotation, molecular function: nucleic acid binding; RNA-DNA hybrid ribonuclease activity. The record is from RefSeq and is a predicted model, not a curated record.
AUGUUAGCUUGGAAGAUUGUUCAUGACGCUCUUCCUUCCAUGGAGGUACUCUCCCAAAAAGGUAUUCCUGUAAAUUUAACUUGUGUUUUCUGUCACAAUUAUGUGGAAUCAAGGGAUCAUUUGUUUCAUGAUUGCCCCUUUAUUGGGUCUUUAUGGUAUUCUAUAGACUGGGGUUCUUUUCCUAAACCUGAUUCCCUGUUACCUUUCCUAGACUGGUUUAUGGGUAUUGUCUCUGGGCUUAGUUCGGCUAGGUUUUGGGCCAUUUUGGACUAUUUCUUUGGGGUCUGCUGGGCAAUUUGGUUAACAAGAAAUAAUGUUAGAUUCCGAUCCGCAGUUUAUUCGCCCAAUUCCGUCUUGGCUUUGGCCUUAGAUUGGAGCCUCAGAAGUCAGAAUGCUCGUAACCUCAAUUCUGAUUCGACGGGUAGGCCACCGGGUUUUCCGUCUCCUUCUACUACUUAUGCUCUUUGUGGUGCUCUGGAUGACAUUUGUGAGGUUUCUAUGCUUUUUGAUGGAGCUUGGGAUAGGAAGACUAACAAUGCUGGUACUGGCUGGUGUUUUUGUGUUUCUGAUUCGUCGCAACCGAUGGUUGGUGGUGCCAAGGCUUGUGUUGCUGGGUCGGCUCUUCAUUCUGAACUGCUUGCCUGUUUGUUUGGUCUUCAACAAGCUCGAUUGCGGGGUUUUACUCGUCUUUUACUUCUUGCCGACUGCUCUAUUAUUCCUACGUUAAUUUUGUGCCAGGAAGUGGAGGACAUAGCAGUAAUUUGGACUAUUCAGGAGAUUCGGAACACCUUGUCAGAUUUUACUACCUGUCUCAUUCGGAAGGUUCCGAGGUCUUCUAUUAGGGAGGCUCAUUCCCUAGCUGGAGCGACUCGUUGUAGAGAUCUUCUUUCCUUUGUUUUUUUAGUUGUUUUUUGUGUGUUCCCUUUGUAA